Messenger RNA from Ruditapes philippinarum (Manila clam), 1273 nucleotides. RefSeq lists its product as uncharacterized. Gene Ontology annotation, molecular function: protein binding. The transcript is spliced from 2 exons. NCBI's taxonomy places the organism in Eukaryota, Metazoa, Mollusca, Bivalvia, Venerida, Veneridae. The record is from RefSeq and is a predicted model, not a curated record. The coding region runs from base 80 to 1210 and encodes 376 amino acids.
GUAAAAAUAAAAUCUCAUUAUCAACGAAACAGAGCCAAUUAGAAUACUUACACGUAUUUUAUAGUCUUGAACCGAUGAAAUGGUUUUUGACAAAUUUGUAGUUUUACUUGUUUUAUUCGCUGGUGGCUUCUCGACAGCUGUGGAAGAUGCAACAGGACAAAAGCCGGAAACAUCCUUGGACACAUGGCAGUUAAAACCUGGUUUGAAAACGAAUAAUCAACGAGAAAACCAGCUUCAUAUGCGUGUAGAUUACUUUGAGAAGCGAGAGGAUGAUAUUCUCAAACGAAUGGACCAUCUCGAGACACUAGAAAAGAAUAUUCUUCUGCGUAUGAAAAGCCUAGAGAUUCAAGAAGAGAAUAUUCUAAGGCGCCUGGAGAAUUUAGAGAUACGAGAGAAAGAAAUGAAAACUCGCAUGGAACGUAUCGAAAUUCAGGAAAAUGAAAUCAAUGGUCGCAUGGAACAUCUUGAGACUCGAGAAAAAGAAAUAAAUAGGCGAUUGAAUCAUCUUGAAUCACAAGAAAACGAGGCUCUCUCGCGGAUGGAACAUCUUUUGUCACGAGAAAUAAAUCACAGCGAACGUAUGCAUACCCUCGAGGCACACGAAAAAAAGACAGGUAUGAAGGAUGAGUCUAUAAAAUGGCACAAUGACAAGGUAGUACAAACGUUGCUGAAGAACCCCGGUGAUGAAGAAGAAAUCAUUGCAUCGAGAAAGGACAAAGACAUGCCUGUAGUUGUAAGAGAUAUAAUACAAGCACCUUAUAUAAAACAAAGAGUUCGACGUGAUCAAACUCCUCAGGCCUUUUUUGCAACCCUCAGCCGUGAUGUACUUCGUGCAGGGGUUCAUCAGAUUUACGUAUUUGACAACGUUAUCACGAAUCUAGGCCAUGGCUACAAUAACCAUAACGGCAAUUUUGUCGCGCCCAUGGACGGAACUUAUGUUUUCUCCGCUACACUAAUGUCUAUGUAUAAAAGAAAUACGCGUGCCGCGUUCUUCCGAAAUGGGAAACUUGUAAGUCAGAUGUACCUCACCGGAAUUGACUCCGCGCAUGCAACAGCAAGUCAGACUAUCAUACUUCAGCUACGUCAAUGGGAUGACGUAAGCAUCCAUAACCUAGAUGCUGACACCGGCCUGGCUGGAUCACACUAUAGUGUGUUUUCUGGAUAUUUACUCUACGAGGGAUAUCCCACUCCACCGGUGGUAGGAAAGUAGUAUCAAUUGGACUUGUUAUAUUUAUUUCAUACAACAAUACAAACGAAAAUAAAUAUUUUCAUA